AUGAGUCAAACCAAAAAUGGAGAAAACCAAAGCUUUUCGAAUAAAGGUUUUAAUGAUUCAAUCAAAAAUCAUGUAAAUAAUCACCAAGGGUUUAUGCAAAAUAGAAAAAGUGUCAUUUCUAAUAUUAGAAAUGAAAAUAUAAAAAAUGAAGAGUUUGAAAGUGAAGAAGAAAAGAGUUUUAAGGAAUUCCAAAAUAGUUUUCAAGUCGAUAGUUUAAUUGAAAGAAAUUGGAACACCUUCCACAAUUCAAGACAAUUUAAAAAAUCAACGGCUUUAGAGUCUAAAACAAUAGAUAUUAGUCGUGUAAAUAAUAACAAUAAAAUUUUAGAUAUAAACGUUCAAAAUUAA
Messenger RNA from Dictyostelium purpureum, 348 nucleotides. RefSeq lists its product as uncharacterized. Bases 1 to 348 code for a protein of 115 amino acids. The record is from RefSeq and is a predicted model, not a curated record. NCBI's taxonomy places the organism in Eukaryota, Evosea, Eumycetozoa, Dictyosteliales, Dictyosteliaceae. The transcript has a single exon.